GUGUAAGAUACAGUGGUGGAGUCUCACAGUGUGGUUGUUUAGUAGAAAAAAAUUCAAGGUGUGACAGUCUGUCUGAACAAAGGCCGGGAAACAAGUGGGAGAUUUCUCAUGGGUCGAGAGACUUGCUGGAAAGUGAAGUGUUUGGUGUGGAAGGGUUAGCCUUUUCUUGAUCAGUAAUGCUUAUGAGGAGUCCAUUUGUGUCUGUGAAGAUCAUACUAGUGAGAAGUACAAAAAGGAGUGUCACAGUAUGAAGUUGUGAGACUGUCAUUACCACUUUUUCCUUUUUAAACACUAUCUACUGUCCUUUGCUGGUCCUGCAGAGCUGGCCACGGUCUCCAGCUGCCCCCUGGUGGUAGCUAAAGCCCGCCUUAGCUUAUUCACUCACCAUGCACUCUCCUGGCCAAGCUUUGUGCAGCCCGCCUGGGAGUGGCCCUCAGCCUGCUUCCCUUGGAGGUGACAUAGCUCCCUGCCCUGAACAAGCACUUCUGUCUGGCACAGUGGGUGCUUAACUGAUCGCUGAGGGCUACUACUACACCUUGGAGGAUGCAUGCUGUUACUGGCCUGCUUUUAGGUCUCCGGGUUCAGACUGGUGGGCUUCCCAAGUAUAGCUUCCUGUUGGGGCUUGGUCAGCUAGUUCCUGGGAGACGAAGCUUCAAGUCUGGCUGUUAUGCCAGAUUGUGGAUUCUGUGACUGGCAGUCUCUAACACUUACUCUCGUGGUUAAAUGGAGACCAUGAACUUGGGCUAUCCCAAAAGGCUCAUGGGGAGUGGCAGUGCAGUCAGUAUGUAGCAGUCAACUCUUCCGGAUACCUGUGAGCUAGGCCAUUCAGAGCGUUGUCUCUCCUCCUCUGAUCCUGACAGUUUUAGUGGAUAUAGCUGAAGGAGAAUCCUGAGGUUAAAGUGUCACUACACAACCUGUGUCCUUCCCCAGGUUCCUGCCUGAAGACCAGCUGGGUACUGUUUUUGACAUCCCCAUCACCAUGCACUCCUUGGACGAGCCGCUUGACCUAAAGCUGAGCAUCACCAAGCUCCGGGCGGCGAGAGAGAAGCGAGAGAGGACCCUGGGUGUGGUCCGGCAUCAUGCUUUGCAUAGGGAGCUGGGCCUGGUGGACGACAGCCCCACACCUGGCUCCCCAGGCUCCCCCCCUCCAGGCUUCCUGUUGAACCCCAAGUUCCCUGAGAAGGUGGAUGGACGCUUUUCCACAGCCCCCCUGGUGGACCUCAGCUUGUCACCACCAUCUGGACUGGACUCCCCCAAUGGCAGCAGCUCCCUGUCCCCUGAGCGCCAGGGCAAUGGGGACCUCCCUCCACUGCCUACUGCUGUGGAUUUCCAGCCACUUCGAUAUCUGGAUGGUGUCCCCAGCUCCUUUCAGUUCUUCUUGCCCCUGGGCUCUGGGGGGGCUCUGCACCUACCUGCUUCCUCAUUCCUCACACCCCCCAAGGACAAGUGCCUCUCACCAGAGCUGCCCCUAGCCAAGCAGCUGGUGUGUCGAUGGGCCAAGUGUAACCAGCUCUUUGAGCUCCUCCAAGACCUGGUCGACCAUGUCAAUGACCAUCACGUCAAGCCGGAACAGGAUGCUCGGUACUGCUGUCAUUGGGAGGGCUGUGCCCGCCACGGCCGUGGCUUCAAUGCCAGCAGGUACAAGAUGCUCAUCCACAUCCGGACUCAUACCAAUGAGAAGCCACACCGAUGCCCCACCUGUAACAAGAGUUUCUCCCGCCUGGAAAACCUGAAGAUCCACAACCGCUCCCACACAGGUGAGAAGCCCUACGUCUGCCCCUACGAGGGCUGCAACAAGCGUUACUCCAACUCGAGUGACCGCUUCAAGCACACCCGUACCCACUACGUAGACAAGCCCUACUACUGCAAGAUGCCCGGCUGUCACAAGCGCUACACGGACCCCAGCUCACUGCGCAAGCACAUCAAAGCCCACGGCCACUUUGUGUCCCAAGAGCAGCAGGAGCUCCUGCAGCUGCGCCCACCCCCCAAGCCACCACUGCCCACCCCUGACAGUGGCUCCUAUGUCAGUGGAGCUCAGAUCAUCAUCCCCAACCCCGCUGCCCUUUUUGGAGGCCCCAGUCUGCCUGGCCUGCCUUUACCCUUGGCUCCUGGCCCCCUUGACCUCAGUGCUCUGGCUUGUGGCAAUGGUGGGGGUGGGGGUGGGGGCAUGGGUCCUGGGCUGCCAGGCUCUGUUCUGCCCCUCAAUCUGGCCAAGAACCCACUCUUGCCCUCACCCUUUGGGGCUGGUGGACUAGGCCUGCCUGUGGUCUCUCUCCUGGGUGGCUCUGCUGGUAGCAAGGCUGAGGGGGAGAAAUGUCGUGGGUCAGUGCCUGCCAGGGUCCUGGGCCUGGAGGACCAAAAGACUCCCCUGGAAAGGACGGAGCGCAGCCGCUCCCGGCCAAGCCCUGAUGGACUCCCUUUGCUACCGGGCACUGUACUGGACCUGUCCACGGGCAACUCAGCAGCCAGCAGUCCAGAAGCACUAACUCCUGGCUGGGUGGUCAUCCCACCAGGGUCUGUGCUGCUCAAACCAGCUGUGGUAAACUGAAACUGGGCUACCCACCUACCAGCUGUGACAGCCCAGCCACCUAUUGUGGGCUCAUCCCCGACGAACAGAAACUCUUCUGCGAAAUAGCAAUAAUAUUCUACUGCCCCAGGCCCAGUGUCUGCUCCCUGGGAAGCUGCAGGCCCAGACAAGCUGAGGUGGCAAGGAUGGUGCUAGAAGGGCUUUGCAGGCUUCCUGGCUAGGCUUCCUGGCUCCAGAGUAAGGGCUUGGCUUGGACCUGCUGUUCAAGAAGGGCUAGGCUCUUGGGUGCUAAGGCCUCACUCACUUCCACUUCUCUUGUCCAUAGUCUGGGUGAGGCCUUCCUCUGCCUGUCCUCUUGCUCUGGUGCAGUCCACUCCAUGACCAGCUUGAUUGGGCAGGUUGCCAUUCUUUCCUGCCUUACCUACAUGUCAACUGGAGAGCCCCAACCAAUGAUCAUAGGCCCAUGCUUGGGAACUCCUUAGACCCCUUUCCCUCUGGCCCACUCUACGGAGGGAGAGCAAGACAGACACAGGCCCCGGCUAAGCCACAGGAAAAAGUUAUCUUCUCCCUUUCUACUGCUAUGACAAGGUGCUUCCCUGCUUGCUUAGCAGAGAAGCCUGCUCUGUCAGUGUCCUCUCUCCUUCCUGCCAGAAUCAGCACUGCCAGAGGAUUGGCAACACUUUCCAAAGAGGAGGGGCCGCUGACCACUUACCUUUCCUUGGGAAUUUGCAAGCAGGUUCAAAGGAUCAUUGUACUGGUCUGGUCCAGCUUGGUUUGGCCUGGGCAGUGCUAUCCUGCAGAAGCCUGCAAGGCAUCAGUCUACACUAGAGAACUACCAGGCUUGGGAAGCAGCUGCAGGUUUGGGAGCUGCGAAGUCAUGGAACACAGGGAAGGACUGACUCAUUGGAAAGGAGCUUUCUAGAAACCACAAACUAAAGCCCCUGGGUGUGAGGGAACCUAGGCAGCCAAACACUGCAUUUAGAGAACCGACUCUCUUGCUCGGGAAAAUCUGGCUAGAGAGAGGACCAGUCAUGUGACAGGUUGUUUCCUCUGACUUUCCAGCUGAGCCCUUUUCUUGGUGGUGCCUCUCUUUUGCAGAGCUUGUGCUAUUCAGAAUAAGGUAGCACUUACGCGGAGCUAGAAUAAGCCAAGGGCAUUGGAGGACUAUGUGCUCCACAGCUCCAAAAGACUAGAUGCCCCAACUUGGGCCUCUUGCUGUCCCUGUACUAUGCUGCAGAGUGGCUGAGCCCCUCACUCCCCAUCUGUAGAACAAAAAAGCUGCUGGGAUGGUAGUAGGAUCCUUAGUAGCUCUGUGGUUCCCCUGAGCAGCUCUGCCUAAUCUCCUUUUGCCCAGACUGCCCUUCUGUUUCAGAAGGGUCACCCUGACCUGACCUGCCCAACUGCUAGUCUCCGGGACCCCAGCCCUGACAGGGCUUGGCUGUGCUGGCUCUACCCCUUGAAGGGGCUGUGAGCACAUUAAGGAGCUGGUCUCCUAUCUUUGGGUCUUCCCAGGAUCCAAGCAACCUCCUGGCUGUUAGGGCCCUAGGCCUUAAGUCCCUGGCUGGGGAAUUGGGUUUGAGACUCAAGCCCAAGAGUAGAGGAACAGGGCACUGGAAGGUGACAUUAGCUCAGCAUGUGAUGCAGUGAUGGACCAGGCUUCGAAGGGCCGGUACACUUAUUGUCAGUUUGUUGUUGCACAUUCCAGGAUAUCAGUAUUUUAACAGGUUCUAAGUGCCUUUCUAUUGUAGCUUAUGUUUUUCCUCCUUUUGGCUCCAUUGCUGUUAGCAUAGAGUUUAAAAAAAAAAAACAAACAAAAAGAGAUAAGCUAAUGACUAUAACAAUAUGCUCCUCCAUGUGAGAGGAGGUUUAUAAAGAAACAAUAAAAGUGAGUUGCAAAGAUG
Molecule: messenger RNA, 4428 nt
Organism: Meriones unguiculatus (Mongolian gerbil)
Lineage: Eukaryota; Metazoa; Chordata; Mammalia; Rodentia; Muridae
Gene: Glis2
Product: GLIS family zinc finger 2
Exons: 6
Coding region: 980-2548 (522 amino acids)
Biological process (GO): smoothened signaling pathway; regulation of transcription by RNA polymerase II
Cellular component (GO): nucleus
Molecular function (GO): RNA polymerase II cis-regulatory region sequence-specific DNA binding; DNA-binding transcription factor activity, RNA polymerase II-specific
Source: RefSeq, a predicted model, not a curated record